Messenger RNA from Leishmania mexicana MHOM/GT/2001/U1103, 1941 nucleotides. RefSeq lists its product as hypothetical. The record is from RefSeq and is a predicted model, not a curated record. Bases 1 to 1941 code for a protein of 646 amino acids. Lineage: Eukaryota; Euglenozoa; Kinetoplastea; Trypanosomatida; Trypanosomatidae. The transcript has a single exon.
AUGAGGGAAGCCUCGAACGGCAUGUAUGGGUUGGGUGCCGCGAGCGGCUACGGCGGCACGGGCGGUGCUCGGAAUGGCGUGGACGGCUUUGGCUUCAUGGGGCCCGGCUGCAUGAGCAACUAUGGCAGUAUGGGCGUCAACCAGAACGGUAUGGCCAGCGGCUUCGGCUCCAUGGGUGGGGGCCAGGACUGCAUGGGUGGCUACGGCUCUAUGGCUGGCGGCGGUCCAGACGGCAUGAGUGGCAUGGUCGGUCCGAUGGGUUCCAUGUACGGCAUGGGCGGCAACCCGAUGGGCUCCAUGUACGGCAUGGGCGGUUCGAUGGGCUCCAUGCUGGGUCCGAUGGGGUCGAUGUACGGCAUGGGCGGCAACCCGAUGGGCUCCAUGUACGGCAUGGGCGGCAUGGGCUCCAUGUACGGCAUGGGCGGCAUGGGCGGCAUGGGCUCCAUGUACGGCAUGGGAGGAAUGGGCUCCAUGUACGGCAUGGGUUUUGGCAGCAUGUACGGCGGCAGCUACCACAGCUUGGUGGAUGCGGGGUCUCGCUGUGCUAGCUUCCUCAACAGGAACGACCUGAUUCGUGCCGAUGUGAAGCCUCUGAACAGCGACAAAAACGGCGGCUUUGGCGAGAAGGAUGCUAAGAGUGCUGACAACAAGAAGGAUGGGGACAAAAAGAACAGCAAGGGCCGCGAAGUCAAGCUCGAGGAGGCCAAGGGCGACGCCAGGGACCCCAAGGCGGCGAAGAGGGAGGUGGCUGACAAGAGGGAGGUGACUGACAAGAGGGAGGUGACUGACAAGAAGGAGGUGACUGACAAGAAGCCGUCCGUGGAGGCGAAGCCUGCGGACACCAAGGACACCAAGGAAUCCGACAAAAAGGAGGUAAAGGACAAGAGCGGAGAGAAGAAGGACAGCGAGGCGCCAGUGGCCAAGACUGACGGUCCCCUGAAGUUCAGCGGCACCAAGAUCCGCAGUCUCGCGCUUGUCUGCAAGUCUGGCAAGGAGGCGAAGGUGACCGUGAAGGGCAGGGACACCGUUGUCAUGGAGGACAGGGAGACGAAGCUCGACGAGGCCAUUCUCAUCGAGGGCCCGAAGAAGCCAGUGGAAGCAGCUGCGCUAUCGGAGGUGCGCAAUCAGUGGGUGGUGGGCCACAACGCCACCAUCAUGAUCGGCAGCGACGCAACGCGACGCACGCAGGCGGUGGAUUUCAUGUGUGAGUACCUGUCCACGUGCACGGGCAAGUUGGCCGCCAGCGGUGAGUACUUCAACAUCUACGUCACGAUGACGGCGCUCGAGGGCUCGGAUAAGGGCCGCGACCUGCUGAAGGACGACGCCGCCAUUGGGAAGCUUGCGCUCGCGUCGUCUCCGGUGUACGGUCCGGCGCUGAACAACAUGACGACGAAGGAGGUGAACACGAAGGAGGCGAUGGAGGCGGUGCUCAAGGAGGGCAUGAGGCGCGCCAAGGAGGGUGAGAUAGUCUGCAGCUACCUAGUUCUGAAGCAGUGCCGCAAGAGCAGCGCCGGUCUGAUGGUGUACCUUUCCUCCCUGAACGUCACGUUCGUUGGCCCGAACGUGGAGCAUCUCAUCGGCCUCAAGGCCAAGAAGCCGGAGGAGCCGUGCCGCCUCUACCGCUACUCCGUCGGCGGCGGCAGCCAUACCAUGUGUGUCGGUUUCGUCAGCGACGACGAGGCCUCUGCGGCCAAGGUCUUCGAUGCGCUCAGGGAAAUGCGCGAGGUUGAGAACACCGAGCCUCGCAGCGGCAACGUGAAGCGCUUUAUCGAGUACACAAAGAAGGAGAUCCCGAGGUGCAGGGAAAAGAUCUCCUCGGCGACGGAGGAGGGCAAGAAGGCAGACUACGAGACGAUGCUGAAGCGGAUGGCGAUGAUGCUCAAGGACGCUGAGGACAUCGAGAAGGACCCGAAGGCGGCCGCCCCGAGGGCGUACGUGUAA